Drosophila grimshawi is the source of this 1536-nucleotide messenger RNA. Its product is annotated as probable fumarate hydratase, mitochondrial. Gene Ontology annotation, molecular function: fumarate hydratase activity. The record is from RefSeq and is a predicted model, not a curated record. The coding region runs from base 47 to 1516 and encodes 489 amino acids. The transcript has 2 exons. Gene Ontology annotation, cellular component: mitochondrion; tricarboxylic acid cycle heteromeric enzyme complex. Lineage: Eukaryota; Metazoa; Arthropoda; Insecta; Diptera; Drosophilidae. Gene Ontology annotation, biological process: tricarboxylic acid cycle; malate metabolic process; fumarate metabolic process.
ACUUACUCUCAGUGCUAGGCAUUCAAUAUUCAUUUCAUUGUCUAAGAUGUCAUUCGACCAAAAGGAAGUCUUCAAUCUGAUGUACAAACUGGCACGUCUAACGGUGGGGGACACCCGACUCGAAUACGAUGACAUUGGUGCAGUGAAUAUCCCAUUGGAUCGCAUUUUUGGACCAACCACAAUGCGUUCUGUUAUGAAUAUACCCAUUGGUGGCAUGGAGGAGCGCAUUCCGCGACCUAUCAUAAUUGCGAUGGGCAUAUUGAAGAAAGCUGGCGCCGAAGUCAACAAGGAAUUCGGUUUGGACUCUUGCAUCUCUGGCGCGAUUUCAAGUGCUGCUGAUGAUGUCAUCUCAGGCAAGUUGUACGAUGAGAAUCACUUUCCUUUGACCAUCUGGCAGACGGGAGCCGGCAACCAGACCAAUGUGAAUGUCAAUGAGGUGAUUGGCAAUCGUGCCAUUGAAAUUAUGGGCGGUCAGCUGGGCAGCAAUUAUCCGGUGGAUCCCAAUCUCCAUGUCAAUAUGUCGCAGAACCCCAAUGAUUGCUUCGCCUCAGCUACAAAUAUAACUGUUGCAAUGCAGUUAAAGGAGAAGCUAUUUCCAUCACUCAGACUGAUAAUUGACGCCCUGGAGAAGAAGGAGAUUCUGUGGAAGAAUGUCAUAAAGGUCGGUCGCGCCCACCUGAUGGAUGAAGUGCCGUUGACACUGGGUCAGGAGUUCAGUGGCUACAAACAAAUGAUGAUCAACUGCCAGACCAGACUCUAUUCCUCGAUGGAGCGUUUGUAUCAGCUGUCUCUGGGUGCCGCCACACUGUGUGAAACACCAAAUUGUCAACCGGACUUUGGGUAUCAGUGCGUCAAAGAAAUUGAGGUAAUCACAGGUCUGCCAUUUGUUUCUGCACCAAACAUGCAUGAAGCGCUGGGUGCACGGGACUCCUUGAUCGAGGUGCACGGUGAGCUCAACUGCAUUGCCGUGAGUACCAUGAAGAUUGCCAAUGAUAUUCGCUUCUUGGGCUCCGGGCCACGUUGUGGCCUGGGCGAGCUCAUCUUACCGUCAAAUGAGCCGGGCAGCUCAAUAAUGCCGGGCAAAGUGAAUCCCACCCAAUGUGAGGCCCUAACAAUGAUUUGUGCCCAGGUCAUGGGUAACCAGGUGGCCGUCACCGUCGGUGGUUUCAAUGGCCACUUUGAGCUCAAUUCUUUUAUGCCGCUCAUCGCCUCGAAUGUGCUGCGCUCCAUAGAACUGUUAAGCGAUGGCUUGCAGGCAUUUGUGGCCAAUUGCCUGGAAGGUGCUAAGCCAAAUUCGAACAAAAUUGAUAAGUUUUUGAAAAAUUCCCUUAUGCUGGCAACUGCACUCAAUCCUUAUAUUGGCUAUAAUAAGACGGUACAACUUGCCACGGCGGCUCUUCAAAAUGGAACCACUCUGAAGCAGGAGGCCUUAAAAAUUGGCAUUUCAGAGUUUGAGUUUGAAUCGUGGGUGCGACCGUCCGAAAUGCUGGGACCCAAUGAAACAAAAAGCGAAUAAAGUUCGACUUAUGUAUAAAA